AUGCCUCUCCAUCAUACGUCCCUUUCCACAAGGCCCUGCGCCCAAUCCGGCGGUACUCUCCAGAACCCAUGCCUCGUCAUGUCCUUGCCGAACCUGAACGACAAGAAUAGAUCACCACCCCGGCGGCAUGUCAACAUCCCGCCACCCCGAUCAAGCCCCGAGAGCACCAUCUCCCCCCUUCCGACCUCCCCAUACGCGCGUUACCAGGGAAUCCUCGCGGAUCUAGGUCGGGUGGAGACGGAGGUGGGGACCUCGGGUCGGGGCGGCGGAACUGGGCCGUCUGUAUCAACCUUUGGGCUCACGAGGGCGCAAUGCCCAGCGGCCUGUGCACAAUGCGGCGGCACUUUCCAGGACCCAAGCCCUGUCCUGGCCGAUCCGGACGGCAAGAACAGCAAUCUGGCCCUGUGGCUGGAGCCAAAGCUCAUAGACAACAACGGCAAGCACGGUGGCCAAGACAAGCAAGCCAUGUCCUGGGAGGCAAUUCUCGAGGUCACGGCUGAUGACCUGCCCCGCCUGAUGCGAGAAGGCUUCCAUUGGACAGCGGCCAACAUUCAUCCGGAGGAGGGCUUCGUGGAGGCCGAGCAAGUUCCGGACGGGACGAAGGAGGAAUACUGGACCUGCAGUCGCAAGUACUUCCUAGCGGAUUUGGCCAAAGAACCCCAGUGGGCCGCGUGGCUCACCAUCUAUGCCUCCAAGCUAGAGGUCCUGUCCCGGUUCAAGGUGCAGGACCUGACACCCGACUUGGUUACCGGCGCGGAGGGGUUGAAUAAGGGCCGGCUGGUGUAUGGGUACGAAUCCUCGGAUCCCCGCGAGAACUUCAACUCUAUCUACGACGAUAUGCCAAUGGAAGGCUGGUGGCCGUGGCCUAAGGGAGAAGCAGACACUGCUGUGGUGAAGCGUGGGGAGAGUCUGAUUUGA
Messenger RNA from Phialemonium atrogriseum, 918 nucleotides. RefSeq lists its product as uncharacterized. The record is from RefSeq and is a predicted model, not a curated record. Bases 1 to 918 code for a protein of 305 amino acids. The transcript is spliced from 5 exons. Lineage: Eukaryota; Fungi; Ascomycota; Sordariomycetes; Cephalothecales; Cephalothecaceae.